This is a messenger RNA of Vespa mandarinia (Asian giant hornet), 1416 nucleotides long. Its product is annotated as mitochondrial 2-oxodicarboxylate carrier. Gene Ontology annotation, biological process: transmembrane transport. Lineage: Eukaryota; Metazoa; Arthropoda; Insecta; Hymenoptera; Vespidae. The record is from RefSeq and is a predicted model, not a curated record.
CGACGACGUUGUUUAAACAUUUACAUUUUAUUUUAUACGAUUUCGUUACUUGUCCAAAAAAGAAAAAAAAAAAAAGAAGAAAAGGAGGAAAAAGAUAGUAAUUAACGUAAAUGGGAAUAUUUGUGUUAUCAAAAAUUAUACGUGUAUAUGUACAAGUGUGAUAUAAUAUUGUGUUUUUUCAUAACCUAUUCUUCAUUCGCACGUAAAUGUAGAUUAAAUAUAUAUGGUGAAUUGUUAUUCAGAAUAGAAAAUAUUGAUUGUUGUGAUAUUAAGAAGUGAUAACAAAAGAUGUUAAGAAUAAGAAGCUGAAAACAAUGUAUCAACAAAAAGUACAUCCUACCAAAAGGAAUCUUAUAAAUGAAGGCAUCAUACAAAUUGGUGCUGGUGGUUCUGCAGGCUUUGUUGAAGUUUGUAUAAUGCAUCCAAUGGAUCUUAUCAAAACACGAUUUCAACUUCAAGUUAGAAUGCAAGCAGCAGAUGCCACUUAUUACACAGGCAUUAUAGAUUGUAUGCAUAAGAUGUGUAAAACUGAAGGUAUUACUGCAUUGUGGAAAGGAUUGCUUCCACCAAUCAUUGUAGAAACACCUAAAAGAGCAGUGAAAUUUUUUACAUUCGAACAAUACAAACAAUUCUUUUUAUUUGGUGCUGCGUCGCCUACUCCUUUGACAUUCUCAUGCGCUGGCUUCUUUGCUGGAAUUACUGAAGGAAUUUUGGUGAAUCCUUUUGAAGUUAUUAAAAUAAAGCAACAAUCAAAUCGUGUAGGAAGACCAUCAACUGCUAUUGUAACAAGAGAAAUUGUAUCAAAAUAUGGAUUUGGAUUAAAUGGGCUUUAUAAAGGAUUAACUGCCACUAUGAUGAGAAAUGCCGUAUUUAAUUCUUUUUAUUUUGGAUUUUAUCAUUCUGUAAAAAGUUACAUACCAGUAAAUAAAGAACCCUUGCUUGAAUUCGUAACUAAGGUCGGUCUAGGUUUCGUGUCAGGUACAGUAGCUUCUUGUUUAAAUAUACCUUUUGAUGUCGCUAAAAGUCGUAUACAAGGACCACAAGGAAAUAUACAAUACAAGGGAACACUAAAUACUAUAUGUAUUAUUUAUAAAAAUGAAGGUUUCAAAGCUUUAUACAAAGGUUUAUUGCCAAAAGUAUUGAGAUUGGGCCCAGGUGGAGCUAUUAUGCUUGUAGUUUAUGAUUAUAUGCAUGAAUAUCUUACUAACAAAUUUUCAUAUUGAUUUUUAUGCUACAUAAUGUACACAAUAAGUCUAUAACAUUAAAUAUAUUAAUAAGUAAUUCAUAUUCUUUUACAGUAUAAUAAAAAAUUUGCAUUUUUUAUUACGACAAUAACAAUCUAAUAGUUAAUCUAAUAGUAUUAUAUUUUAUUACAGAAAAUUACUAAUUACUUUGUAAUAAUAUGAUUCCUAUUUA